AAGCUGAGAAGCCAACCUAAGACGAAUGUUUCAUUUUUCACAGCCCACUCAUAGUCUCGGACUGCAAGUUAACAUGGCUUUGAGCUUAUCCUACUGCACCUCUAUCUACCUCCAUAACCAAGUAAAAGUUAGUCAUAAUUUCAGCACAAAGAAAUGCCUUCAAACUGUCAAGAAACUAGUACACUCAACUGGAGUUCCUUCAAUUUUAACUCCACCUCAAGAAUCCCUUCAAAAGGGCAAUUGGGUUAAACUCAUUUGUGGGGCCAGCUUUGAGGAUGUUGUUGAUAUAAGGAAUCUUUCUCUAGUUUACACUCUUGCUGGAGUUGAUUGUAUAGACUGUGCUGCGGAUGCGGCUGUCGUGAGUGCGGUUAAUGAAGGGAUUGAAGCAGCGAUGAACAUUGUAUCGUUUCGUAGGCCAUGGGUUAUGAUUAGUGUUAAUGAUGAUGAAGACCUCCAUUUUCGUAAAGCUGCCUUUGAUCCACUGGAUUGUCCACUGGAUUGUUCAAGACCAUGUGAGGCUGUUUGUCCUGCCGAUGCUAUAGUUUUAAGGAAAGAGGACGCCUUGGAGGGAGGAGUGAUCAAUGAAAGAUGCUAUGGGUGUGGACGUUGCCUUCCUGUCUGCCCGUAUGAUAAGAUAAAGGCAAUCACAUACUUGAGAGAUGCUGUUACUGCUGCUCAACUGGUCAGAAGAAAUGAUGUUGAUGCUAUUGAGAUCCACACAAACGGAAGGCAAACUGUUUCGUUUGAGGAGUUCUGGAAUGAAAUGGGAGAUUCUGUUAGCCACCUGAAAUUAAUCGCUAUAAGCUUACCAGAUGUGGGUAAAGCAACUACGACCCUAAUGAGCACAAUGUUCUCAAUCAUGAGACCAAAUUUAAGUUGCUACAAUCUAUGGCAGUUGGAUGGACGCCCAAUGAGUGGAGACAUUGGACGAGGAGCAACCAGGGAGGUACUUGCUUAUGCUGUUCGCUUGGCAGCUACAGAGGAUAGACCCCCUGGCUUUCUUCAAUUGGCUGGUGGCACUAAUGCCCACACAGUAAAUGGGUUGAAGGAAAAGGGACUUUUUCAGAUCAGGAGGAACCUUGAGGAUGGUAUCUUGGCCGAACAAAUGUCUGGUUCAUGCAACUCAUUAAUUAGUGGGAUAGCAUAUGGUGGCUAUGCUCGGAAGAUUGUUGGAAGGAUAUUGAGAUCCAUGCAAUCACAGCAUGGACUUGCUUAUAUUGAGGAUUAUCCCGUGUAUUUAAGUGAGGCACUAAGAGAAGCCCUUGCUCUGGUUGGAUCAGUCAAAUGCUAUGCUCAGCUUGGCAUCGAUCAAAAAUAAUUCAGGUUUUUCUGAGAAGAAUUUAUGUAUAAAAUAAGAUGGGAAUGUUAAGUGAGACAUUCACAGAUGGGUCCAUAGCUCAGUGGUAGAGCAUUUGACUGCAGAUCAAGAGGUCACCGGUUCGAACCCGGUUGGGCCCUGCUUAUAUAUAUGUUUUGUAAUUUUUCCACUGAGAUUUGGUCUCCUUCUUGGUCUUGGUAUGCUUUUAUUUUAAAUCUAAUACUACUACUAAUGAAAUAAGAUGAUGAUUACAUUAAGAUGUAUCAUUAUA
Molecule: messenger RNA, 1589 nt
Organism: Beta vulgaris subsp. vulgaris (sugar beet)
Lineage: Eukaryota; Viridiplantae; Streptophyta; Magnoliopsida; Caryophyllales; Amaranthaceae
Exons: 14
Coding region: 26-1318 (430 amino acids)
Source: RefSeq, a predicted model, not a curated record